GAGGCGGAAGCCAUUACUCUGGGGAAUGCGAUCACUACUCUACUUACUGGGGCCGUGGAGUACUCUGCUGCGGUUUCCUCUAAGAUGUUGGGGUCCCUCUCUUUUCCUGUGGCACACUGGGCCUCAGUAUGAGCUCGUCCUUUCAGUGCAGUUUUCGUGACCUCCGCUCCUACGGAUUUCACCGUUAGUAGGGUUUUUACCAGCUUCAAAAAAUGGGUUGGGGUGUUGUUCCCUCUUUUUUCUAAACUCUGGAGUAUUUUGCAUAAGAGUAGAAUGACUUGUUCCAUAAGGGGAGCUGUACCAGGAAAAACCAUUAAGGUCUGGAGUUUACUUUGUGGGAAUUUUUAAAGCUGUUGUUUCAGUUCCCUUAAAGGUCAUAGGGCAUCCAAGUUUUCCAUUUCAUUAUGAUGCCUGCUCAGAAUCCCAUGAGAGCAAGGGAGUAGCUUUCUGGUGCCAGUCCCCUGCUGUUAAGGCGAAUUUGUUAUCACCUUCACGGGAUGGCAGCUUUUGGUCUCUCUCCCACAUGUGCUAUAUCCACCCAGGACCCUGCCCAUAUCCAGGAGUCAGAAAUUACUCUUUCUUCAAAAGAUCAUUUCUGUCACCAGGAUGUGGACCUGCUUGCUUAUAAAGGCCUGGAGCCUCAUAUGCCAACUAAUGUUGGUUCUCAGGAAUCAGUGACUUUCCAGGAUGUUGCAGUGGACUUUACUGAGAAGGAGUGGCCCUUGCUGGAUUCUUCUCAGAGAAAACUAUACAAAGAUGUGAUGCUGGAGAACUAUAGCAACCUCGCCUCAGUGGGGUGUCAGGUGAGCAAACCCAGCCUCAUCUCCCACUUGGAGCAAGAAGAGGAGCUGAGGACAGAGGAGAGGGAAUGUCACCGAAGCACUUGUCCUGAUUGGGAGACGCCAUCUAAAACCAAAUGGUCCAUUCUUAUGGAAGAUAUUUUUGGGAAGGAAACAUCUGGUGGUGUGACAAUGGAAAGAAUUCGUCUUGGAGAGAAAUCUACUGAAUAUGCUCACCUGUUUGAAGUCUUCAACAUUGGCGCUCAUCUUACUCAGCAAAUGGGAAGGCACACUGGCAAGAAGCCCUAUCACCGUCGGGACUAUGGCAUGAUUUGCAAGAACAGGUCACAUCUAACCCAACACACGAGCAUUUACAAUGGGAGAAAAAUGCAUGAAUGUCAUCAGUGCCAAAAAGCUUUUACCACGAGUGCUUCCCUUACACGGCACAGAAGAAUACAUACUGGGGAGAAACCCUAUGAAUGCAAUGCUUGUGGGAAAGCUUUCAACGAUCCCUCAGCCCUUAGGAGUCAUGCAAGAACUCACCUCACAGAGAAGCCCUUUGACUGCAGUCAGUGUGGAAAUGCAUUCCGAACCCUCUCCGCCCUGAAAAUACACAUGAGAGUUCACACUGGGGAAAGACCUUACAAGUGUGAUGAAUGUGGGAAGGCAUAUGGCAGGAGCUGCCACCUCAUUGCACACAAAAGAACACACACUGGAGAGAGACCCUAUGAAUGUCACGACUGUGGGAAAGCUUUCCAGCAUCCCUCACAUCUCAAAGAGCAUGUCAGGAAUCAUACUGGUGAAAAACCCUAUGAAUGCACACAGUGUGGAAAAGCCUUUCGAUGGAAAUCUAACUUUAAUUUGCACAAGAAGAACCACAUGGUAGAGAAAACAUAUGAAUGUAAAGAAUGUGGGAAGUCCUUUGGUGAUCUCUUGUCACGGAGAAAACACAUGCGAAUUCAUGUUGUAAAGAAACCUGUUGAAUGUAGGCAGUGUGGGAAAGCAUUCAGAAACCAGUCCAUCCUUAAGACACAUAUGAAUUCUCACACUGGAGAGAAACCAUAUGGGUGUGAUCUAUGUGGGAAAGCCUUCAGUGCAAGCUCAAACCUAACUGCACACAGGAAAAUACACACUCAAGAGAGACGCUAUGAAUGUGCCGCCUGUGGGAAAGUCUUCGGUGAUUAUUUAUCCCGGAGGAGGCACAUGAGCGUUCAUCUUGUAAAGAAGCGUGUUGAAUGUAGACAGUGUGGGAAAGCCUUCAGAAACCAGUCAACACUUAAGACGCACAUGAGGAGUCACACAGGAGAGAAGCCGUACGAGUGUGAUCACUGUGGGAAAGCCUUCAGCAUAGGCUCAAACCUUAAUGUGCACAGGAGAAUACACACUGGUGAGAAGCCUUAUGAAUGCCUGGCCUGUGGGAAAGCCUUCAGUGAUCAUUCAUCUCUUCGGAGUCAUGUGAAAACUCACCGAGGAGAGAAACUCUUGGUGUCAUCAGUGUGGAAAAGGCUCCAAUGACAGUCUUCUUUAAUAACAUGAGACCUCAGACUAAAACGUAACCUCAUAAGCGUAAGGAAGACAGGAAAGCCUUUAUGAACCCAUCUUAGCACAAAAGAGUACAUGUAACUUGGGAGAAAUGCAGUGUAUGUAAUAAUUGUGGAAAGACUCGAAUUUUCUUCUCAUCACUUCAGAGAUUUGUGAGAACUCACACUGGGGGGAGAACACAAAUAUCUGUGGCAUGGAGAAGCUGUCAGUCUACAUUUAACUCUUAACAAACACGAGAACUUAGGGAGAGAAACCCCAGCCUGGCAUUUAAUGUAGAAAUGACUUCAGCACUACCUUGCGCCUUCUGGACACAUGAGUAAGCACACUAGAGAGAAUCUGCAAAUUUAAUGACUAGGCAAAACUUUCUUGGUUUCACUAUAUUCUUCAUGUGAAAAAUAACAAAAGAAAAACAUCUAUAAAGUAAAAAACAUGGAAAAGUCAGUAACAGGUCAGCAAAUAGCAGGCAACUGUCUGACUUCGUAUAGCUAAGAAUAUCUUAUAUUUUUAAGGUAGAAAAUUGUGACAGAGACCAUACGUGACCCACAAAGUCUUCAAUACUUGCUGUCUAGCUCUAGACAGAAAAAAGUUUGCUAACACCUGUUUGCACAGCAAUGUUUCUCAAGAGAGAGUUUUGCUCUCCAGGUGACAUUUGGCAGUAUCUGGGGACAUUUGGUUGGUAAAACUAGGAGAGGUGCUACUGGCAUGUAAUUGGAAGACAUCAAGGAUGAUCUUAAAUAUCCUACGUACGAUGCAUAGGAGCCCCCCAGAACAAAGACUUAUGUGUCCUCAAAUAAUGAGAGGUUGAGAAAGAUUAACUUACGACAGUACUUCAAUUUUUUUGAAACUUGAGUACCCACUCUAAGAGAAUUUUCUGUGUAAAACUUCAAAAAUAUAGUCUAUGUAAUUCAGGAAACGUGUGAUAACCCCCACUGCAGACAGUCCCUGUAUAGAGAUGAUUUCAGCCACAGACCCCCUCACUUGUGCUUAUGAGAAUUCAUUCGUACCCCCAAUGGAAUUUUCUAGAGAAUAUGAAAAUUGCAUUCGUUAGUCUUUCAUAAUAAAACAGACCCUCAUUAAUUUUUAGUCUUUGUUUUUGAGAUUUAAAUUACCCUGACACUGCAUCACAAAAGGUUUGUAUGUAUUAUUUUUAUUAUUUCAUUCUUGAUAGUGUGUUAAUUUCCUUUUGGAUGACUUGCUCGAUCAAUGGAUUCUGUAGAAUCUUAUGUACUGUGUAACAUGGUUGUUGCGAGUAUCUGAUUCAAAUGCAUUGUGAUCAGAGCAUGAUGUCUUCAGUAGACAGAUCUUUUGGAAUGUUCUCAGCUUCUUGUCUGGUCAAGAGUGGCAUAUACUUCUAGUUGCUUCCCUGGUAUUUCAUCUUUCAUAUCAAGAAAACCCAAGUUUUGUCACAUUAGUAAGGUGUGCUAUUUUUAAAAUCUCUUACAAGUUUUCUUGGAAUUAGUACAGUCCAUAUCCUGCAGUCUGGCCAUUGACAAACAAGCGUAUGUUAUUGGAUGGGUUGUGAGAAGGCUCUUGAAAAGAGGGUCAUUCUUACAUGGAUUCUUCUUCAUGUUUUUGUUGUUUUUUGCUCUUCCCUCUACUUCUCGCCUUGCAAGGAGAUCCAGUACCUAGUGUUAAAAGAUUCAUCUUGUGCCCAUGGGGAUGCAAACCACAGGCUAAGGAGAAUCCUGCAGAAAACUCACAAAUGAUUGUGGCCUACCCAGUGGCUUCUUUGAGCAUCUACACUAGCCCUGGAUUUUUUUAUUUCCAAACUUCUGUUACAUGAAAAAAAUAAAACUAAUUGGUUUAAGCUGC
Messenger RNA from Pteropus alecto (black flying fox), 4133 nucleotides. It is a transcript of the gene ZNF317, whose product is annotated as zinc finger protein 317. The coding region runs from base 498 to 2294 and encodes 598 amino acids. The record is from RefSeq and is a predicted model, not a curated record. Gene Ontology annotation, biological process: regulation of DNA-templated transcription. The transcript is spliced from 8 exons. Lineage: Eukaryota; Metazoa; Chordata; Mammalia; Chiroptera; Pteropodidae.